Messenger RNA from Lecanosticta acicola, 207 nucleotides. The record is from the annotation of a GenBank genome assembly. Lineage: Eukaryota; Fungi; Ascomycota; Dothideomycetes; Mycosphaerellales; Mycosphaerellaceae.
AUGCAAGGCGGUGACGGUCGCCGGGAUCUCCUCUUGGCGGGCGGAGUGGCGGUGGAGCAACGCAACGAAUGUGGUGAAGGACAGCAAUGCCGCUUCCAGAGCGCAGUAGAGACCGUGGGCGGUGCGAGGAAGGGUGAGAGGUAUGGUAUGGGUGGUGGUGGUGGUGGUGGUGAUGGUGGAGGUAGAGGAGGACGACGAGGCGGUUGA